This is a messenger RNA of Cutaneotrichosporon oleaginosum, 659 nucleotides long. RefSeq lists its product as uncharacterized. Lineage: Eukaryota; Fungi; Basidiomycota; Tremellomycetes; Trichosporonales; Trichosporonaceae. Gene Ontology annotation, cellular component: GINS complex. Gene Ontology annotation, biological process: mitotic DNA replication initiation. The record is from RefSeq and is a predicted model, not a curated record.
CCUCACCAUCUUCAACACCACGGCCGGGAUUAGGCCGUUCGCAUGAUGGAGGACGACUACUACUCUCUCACGUCCAUUCUUGCCGACAACCAUAAACUGCCCUGCACAUUCACUCUUGAGGUUCCAGGCCUGGGGUAUCUCGAGGGCGGGAGCGAACAGAACUUGCAGGCCGGUGCGAAAGUCGAAUUACCAUUAUGGAUGGCGCGGGUGUUGGCGCAGAACGAGUUUGCGACGUUUACUGUUCCGCAGCCGUUCACACAGCGCGUCCGCGCCAACUUGAAUGCGAGUGCACCGGCUGUCAAGCUUAGCAGUCUCGUCGGUGCGGGUGGUUGGUGGUACCGCUUCGGCACGGCCAUUGCCAAGAUCUGGGACAGUGGGGACAGCCUACUUGCGAUGUUGCGGGAAGCGUUCAUCAGCCGCCUGCCGGCGCUUCAGAAUCUCUCUGCACAUCAUGCGAGCAUGGACCACAGCUCUAUUCCAGAGGGUACGGCCGGGACGGGCGAAGCCUUUCGCGAAGGCAUGGAGGCGGACGAGCGAGAAUUAUUCAACAUCGGCCAGGAAAGCGGGCGGAUCGUCAAGAAGUGGCACGACUCGUCGUGGGCCAGGCGAUAGCUCGAGAGGUUGUACAUAUGCAUUUAGCUCACAUUGCCCCGGUGUGA